AUGAACAAGACGCUCGCUGUUCAUGCCAAAUAUGGCGACAUUGUACGGAUUGGGCCUCACAUGGUGUCUGUCAGCAACCCCGAAGCUAUUCAGACAAUCUAUCCGAUUAGGUCCGGGUUUCCCAAGAGUGACUUUUACAGUGCAUUGCGUCCAUAUUCUAGUGAGCGUGGCUCUAUGCUACUGGUAUUCAACACACAAGACGAACAAAUGCACAAGAGGCUCAAAAGUCCAAUUGCUCCGCUUUUUUCACUCUCGAACACUGUCACAUUCGAAGGACUGGUCGAUGAUGUACUUGCCUGUCUGUCUGAACAGCUAGACAAGCGCUUCGUGGGCACGACGGAAAUACUCGACUUUGGCAAAUGGGUGCAAUAUUUCGCCUUUGAUGUUAUGGGAACCAUGUCCUUUUCCAAACGAUACGGAUUCCUUGAUCAAGGCCGGGAUGAUGAGGGAAUGCUAGACGCUAUUUUCAACUACAUGAAGACUGCGGCACCAAUGACACAGAUUCCUUGGCUGGACCCCUGGUUCUAUAAAAACAAGAUUGUCCACAGCUUUAGACGGACUCCGGGAAUGUCAAUUCUUGGGGUUGUGAGCAAAGCCAUUCGAGAGCGACUGGACGGCAACGACGACGCUGGCACGCAAACUAGCGGGAAGGAUUUUCUAUCUCGCUUCCUUGAGAUUCACCGGGCUAACCCAGACUUGCCACCAUGGGCGUCAACUGCUUGGACGUUUUCGAAUGUUAUAGCAGGCUCUGAUUCAGUUGGCUCUGUAAUGCGAACGAUUCUGUGGUAUGUGCCAUUAAAGCCUGAUCAAUCAGACAACCUGGUAAGUCAUCCGGACACGCUCCAAGCAUUGCAGCGUGAACUAGACGCUGCAAAUCUCUCUCGUCCAUAUCCAAAAUGGAACGAGGUCCGCGAUUUGGAAUAUCUGGACGCAUGCGUCCAAGAGGCUGUGCGCAUACAUCCACCGUUUGCUCUUCCCUUUGAGCGGGUUGUUCCCGUCGGCGGAGUUGACGUAAUGGGCAAGUAUCUGCCGGAAGGCGUUUUCGUCGGUGGUAACCCAUACGUGGUCAACCGACACAAACCCACAUUUGGCGAGAACGUAGAAGAUUGGAGUCCGGAGAGAUGGCUUGGUGGCGAAGGUCACAAGAAGAAACUUGAGCAGAGCAUACUCACCUUUGGCGCCGGGAGACGUGUGUGUCUUGGAAAGUACAUUGGCUUGUUUGAGGUUAAGAAGUUAAUACCUUUUCUGAUUCUCAACUACGAGAUUCAAAUCAUCGACCCCAAAGCUCUAACGGUGGAGAACGGCUUUUUUUUCAAGCAGGAAGGUUUCAAUUGCAGAAUAAAAAAACGCAAGCAGUCAUCAACAGACUAG
Messenger RNA from Trichoderma breve, 1371 nucleotides. RefSeq names its product cytochrome p450 domain-containing protein. The transcript is spliced from 8 exons. Bases 1 to 1371 code for a protein of 456 amino acids. Lineage: Eukaryota; Fungi; Ascomycota; Sordariomycetes; Hypocreales; Hypocreaceae. Gene Ontology annotation, molecular function: oxidoreductase activity, acting on paired donors, with incorporation or reduction of molecular oxygen; iron ion binding; heme binding. The record is from RefSeq and is a predicted model, not a curated record.